AUGCGACAGAUUGACUCCUGGUGCAAGGAGAACAGCUACGUGAUAGCUGGAUAUUACCAGGCGAACGAACGCGUGAAAGAUGCCAGCCCAAACCAGGUUGCAGAGAAAGUGGCCUCCAGGAUUGCCGAGGGCUUCACGGACACGGCACUCAUCAUGGUUGACAACACCAAGUUCACGAUGGAGUGUGUGGAGCCUGCCAUCCACGUGUACGAGCUGCACGAGAACAAGUGGAGGUGCAAGGACCCGCACAUUGAUUUUUGUGAAGAUUGGACUGAAGCCCAGAGAAUCGCUGCCUCUCUCUUGGACAGCAAGUCCUACGAGACACUGGUGGAUUUUGACAAUCACCUGGAUGACAUCCGGAACGACUGGACAAACCCGGAGAUCAACAAAGCUGUCCUGCACCUGUGUUAGAGGGGCUCCUACUGACUAAUCCACAGGCAUUCCCACUAUGUACUGAAGAGAGAAAAAUGCUAUUUUUGAAUGUAAAUAGAAUAAUAUUCAGUACCUUGUGUGGAAAGCUGACUGAUUAAAGGGGAGGGGCACGUCACGUGGCGCAGUGAUGUGUCCGUAAGCCAUUGAAUCUUUUUUGUGAGGUUCCUUGGAAGAGAUGCCAGCUGUCAGUUCCAGCUGUCCUCAUGGACACCAUCCCACUUGUAGUGAAUGUUGCUGUUCCUUGGAAACCAGGACUGCUUCUGCUUGGCCCCACUGUCCGUGUGACAAAGUUUUGACUAAGCUUUUCUAAUCUUUAGAGAGGUUACUUUUUAAUGAUUUAUGGAAAUACCUUUCCAAAAAAAAUCGAUGCUGUCCUCAGAUGAGAGAUUUUUAAGGGCAAAGACAUAAAAUGUAAGGUGAACGGUUUCUUCUGGCCUGGUUUGGAAUUGUAAUUCUGUUGGCACAGUAAAAUGCAAACUGCUGAGGA
Messenger RNA from Manacus vitellinus (golden-collared manakin), 919 nucleotides. It is a transcript of the gene EMC8, whose product is annotated as ER membrane protein complex subunit 8. Gene Ontology annotation, cellular component: EMC complex. The record is from RefSeq and is a predicted model, not a curated record. The transcript has 5 exons. The coding region runs from base 1 to 411 and encodes 136 amino acids. NCBI's taxonomy places the organism in Eukaryota, Metazoa, Chordata, Aves, Passeriformes, Pipridae.